AGCAAGUGUUUCCCCGAACAUGGCGGACGGUGCUCAUUCGAAUUUUCAAGGGACACAAUGAAAGUGCACCGAGUUCGCCACGGUGAUGUCCGUGACUAAGGGCGUGUGGUGAUCCUGAGGGUGGCCGACGUGGGUGCCCAGGCGCCGGCGUGAUCGUUACGGCUGCAUGCGUGCCGGCGUGUCGUCGUCCUGACUUCUCGGGAUAGAAUUUUGCCGCGCCGCGAUUGUGUGUCUCGGAGCGACCGACCGUGGCGGGGCCCCCAUGGUUGUAAAUGGCUGACAGGAAUCGGAAAAUGAGGCCCGUACAUCGCGUGUGAUUCCACGGCCAAGACACUGAGAAACAGGGUAGAAAAUGUCAGAGCCAGAAGAAAGUCUGGCAGCGCCCGAUAGUACUACGAGGGAACAAAAGUUAAGUUUCUCUCAUGGGGACGAUGUUCUUCUUCAACAUAAAGAUGGAAAAUAUUACCUUGGAACGGUUGUUGAGGUGGAUUUGGCAAGGGAAAGAUGCCUUGUCAAAUUUAUGGACAAUACCUCCUCCUGGUCUUCAGUCAAGGAGCUGACAAAGUUGUCAAUGCCAGACUCCGAUGUUAUGUGUGUUCUGUGCAAAAAAUCUCAGCCCAAGACUGAUAAUGACAUUAUUGUUUGUGACAAAUGUGGCCGUGGUUAUCAUCAACUUUGUCAUCAGCCUCAAAUAUCGAAAGAAGAAACUGCAGUCGAGGCACAUUGGAUGUGUAAAAGAUGUGUGGACAGCCAACCACGGACACGCGAACUUGUGGAACCAAAAACUUCUAUGGUAAAGGCAAGUAUAAGAAAAGUUUGCAGUGGUAGAGAUCAACCUCAGCCGCCACCAGAUGAUAUGACAAAGUUGCCGUACGACCCUAAUAUGUUAAGUUGGGAUGCACAUCAUAGAGUAAAUGCUGAACAAAUUUAUUGUUAUUGUGGGCUUAACGGAGAAUGGUAUACACAAAUGUUACAAUGUGCCCGUUGUAAACAGUGGUUUCACGAAAAAUGUGUCAGUUGUCUAACUUAUCCUUUAUACAGUGGAGAUAGGUUUUAUGUAUUUGUUUGUUCAAUGUGCAAUUAUGGCAAGGAGUUUGUACGGCGACUAGAAUUAAAAUGGGUAGAUCUGGUGCACCUGAUGUUGUACAAUUUGACUGUUUACAAUGCUAAAAAGUAUUAUGAUUUGGAUACUGUUAUUGUACCUUAUGCCAAUGAUAAUUGGAAUACUUUACAGCUUCCACCACGGAUCAGGGAUGUCAGUGCUCAAAUACGGAGGGAAUCUAUACUAGCAAUACUGACAAAUAAUAGGAACAGGUUCAAAUGUGGCAGAGAAAUAAAGAAGCGUACUACGAUAUGGGGACUUAGAGUUAGAUUACCACCACCAUGCCCAAUCGUUAAUCUUCCAGCAAGUGGUAUAAUAGAUGAUUCUGUAUUGCGUAGAUGCUGGGGUGCUAAUAAAAGACUGCAAUACCUUCCUCCACCUACAGGACCGGUUAGUUUACCAGAGAGUACAAAACAAUUGACUGCACUGAAACAAAGCACAGCUGAGAAUUUAGAAAUUCCUGUCAAUCCAUCAGAUGUGGUAAUGCGUGGAACAAUUUAUCAAAAUUCAGAAGCAGAGCAAAGUUCUUGUCCAAGUCCAAGUCCACCAAGUCAGUUUACACAAUCUUUAAGAGAAAGAUACAGUGGAGGUGGUUUUGUGAAAAAAUCAUUCCCAUUCCCUAAACUGAGUUUACAAAGAAGAAGACGUUUGAUGGCGUUAGGAAGUUCUCGAGAAAGAAUGUUACGCAAACAUAAAAAGAGAGAAAAGGGUGAUGGCUCUUUAAGUAAAGCACAGGGAGUUAGAGAAGCGAGAUACAGGAAAGCAAGAAAGUUAUUGAAAAACGCUAUAGCCAAGAGCAAAUCUCGAAGUUCAGAAGCAUCGGAUUUACCGCCAACGCCUCCUACGUCAGUUUCCGGUCCUCCCACACCUCCAGCUACAACUUCGGGGAUAUCUGAAUUAUCUGUGCCUAGUUCUGUGGAAUUGAUGCAUCCUUUACCACCGUCCACUCCAGCGGAUACAAGUGGGGAUGAAACAAGUUCAAGAGGAACAUUGGAUUCUUUCAUUCCACCACCCAAAGACUUUGAAGGCAAAAAUAAUCCAUUUAGAAAUCUCAGUGACUUAUUGGGUACUCCUGGCAAUCUCAGUCAAACAAAUUCGAGUACUCCAUCACCGUAUAAUCCAUGUCCAAUCACAUUACCUCUACCGCUUACUCCCGUUAUAUCGCAACCGCCGGUAGUGCGGCCAGCUAAAAGGCAGUUAUCAGAGAAAGACAUUAUUAUAGACAGAAACGGGCAAGUAAAACGUAGACGACAACAUCGGAGAGGUCGCCCGUCACAGCAACAAUUGCAACAACAAUUUCAACAUACUGCUAGUAAAACAGCGACCAUUUUACCAGCGCGUAACAACGAGGUUAAAAGUGAAUUUGCAAGGAAUUUAAGAAGUUCGUUUAACGGUGCCUCAAGCAGUGCUAGUAGUCAAAUUGGAAAUUGUGUUGAUUAUGCCUUAAAUGGUAGGAGACUGAGACAACGUCAGAGCAAUGACAAACUGUCGCCUCCAGAUUCACAACAGCAAAAGAAAGGUAGCGUGCCUACAUCUCCGAAGUGUUCACCAGUGAAACAAAGUGCACCUGACAUAUCCUUGGAUGAUCUGAAAUCGUCGGUGAACAUAUAUUUUGGAGCAGCCAACAGAAUCGCAGCAGGUGAAAAGUUCGUCAUCAAAGCGAAGAGGAUAGGCCCAAAUGGUCAGACUCAGUAUCUUAUCGAGUGGGAGGGACUUAAUACUUAACAAUAAGUAAUUUGUUUACGAUUAAAUAUAUUGCGAUCGUAUACAAUUUUUGUUGGCAUCGAGCAAAAGGCAGCAAUUAAGUGCUGAUCCUUUUUUUCCUUUUUCUUUUUGAAAUAACUUUAUGUUUAAAAAAGAAGCAACUAGUGACAAAUUGAUCUGUGUCACAUGCACUGCCAUUCGUUACAUAUAUUAUGUCCGUUUUAUUUGUGUACACUCGAAUAUUAUCGUGAUUAUUGAAGAUUCGAAAAACUGUCUUGGAUAAAAAUUGUUCAACGUGACGGGGACAUUUAGUAUAGUGUUUUCAAUGUUUUUAAAUGGUACUACGUAUUUUCAUUGUUGGUACUAUUCAUUAUUAAUUUAUUGUAUUUUUCAAGACGAAUUCAACGAUGUGAAUAACGUUUACGUUUAAUUAAUAAUGUAUCGACUAUUUUUAUAAACAUUCGUAGGAAGCGUCCGCUUCAGAGUUUCUUCACGUCCGGCGAGUAUCUAAACAAUUGAAUAUUGUCUGAAUAUCGCUAAUUGCAUUGACCUUGAAAUUACUUUCAAUGACAAUAAUGAAUAGUACCAAUAAUGAAAAUAUUGGUAAUAUUACUAUAUAGUACUAUAUACUAUAUAGUACCAAUAUGAAAACAUUGCAAUGAGUUUGACAUCUCUCUAAAUAACAAUAUAAGAAAAAAUCGAAGCACCUUACUAAAUGUCCCCCGUCAUGUCAAAUAACUUUUAUCCGAGACAGUAUUUCGUAUCUUCAAUAAUCACUAAAAUAUUUAAGUGUAUACGAAUAAAACGUACGUACUGUAUGUUUAUGUAAUAAGUACGUAUUAAUUGGUAUACAAUGUAUGACUGUUCUUGGGAAUGUCAAGUUUCUUUCGUUCAUCGACACCUAGAGUCUUAUGAAGACAUGGUUCCAUCAGCAACAAACUUCAUUGCUGGACAAUGAAUUUGUUUCACUGUUUGUUUAGACGAAUGUCACUUCGCUGACUCAUUUUAUUCUGUACAUCAGGAAAGGAAAAGCUUGUUUUUCAUUGAGUUCACAUUACAUUCAAAAUGUACCGUCCAUAAUUACCUUCAACGCAUAAAAAAAGCAUUCAAUUAACGUUUCUACAUCUAUUUUACUACAAAGCAAACCGGAGUAUACGUAUGAGGAAACAUUUACAAGAACAAUCAGAUACAUUGCUUAUGAAUUGUACAUAUUGUAGCAUAGUAGUUUCGCAGAAAAAAUCAAUGAAUGUAAACCAUGUAAAGGGAAAAAGUAAUUUACGCUGGCUUUACAUUCAUUAGAGAUUGGCCAAUCGCUCCUUAUGAAUCGCGGAGCAGACCAUGAUCACGACAAUGGAGAAUGAAGUGAAUUGAAACUGACAGUUGUUCCUCUCACUUGAGCUAACAUACUAGCGAAUGUUAGUAGUUAGUAUUAAAGAAUAAAGAAUGAAAGAAGUAAAAGAGCAAAUGAUCCUGUAAAGGUUAUUUUUCAAUACAAUCGUAGAGAUAGACAUUCGCUUCUGUAAUUUCAUCAUCCUGAACUGUUCGGUUUGUACAAUCAGAGAGUAUACCAUACUGCUUUACAUCAUUGCGAUAUUUGGGCCUCUAAAAAGCCGUCCUAAUAACUUUACGAAGUACGAAAUAUUUUUUCUCCAAAUUUUUACGUUAACGUAAGAACGAUCAAAUAUUUAAACGAGAAACUCUUGCAGACAUAGAGAAGAAAAAUAUAAAAAUUUCGAAAUGGAAAAGAAAUGGGAUUGAUUAAUUUAGCUUCUGAGAGGCUCAUUUAGAAAUAAACAAUCCUAUAAUUAUAAAAUCUCUCAUAGAAAUAGCUGAAAAAUUGUGUUUCUAUCAUAACGGUUCAAGACGAUGAGAAUACAGUUCCAGCAUUGCUCACUAUUAUACAAGACUAAGGGAAAACAGCAUACCUAUUUCAUAUAAAAUUUAAAGAGCCACGAAGCUGAGUACGUAAGUGAUUGGCCAAGUUAUCUGUGCAAGGAUAAGGCGUUGUAAAUUUCUCUAUGCGGCUUUACGAGCAGCGGAAAUGAUGAUUUUGGAAAAGAGACGUAGGAAAUCUUUAUGAAUUGUUCUUGUUAUAUAAAAAAUUGUAGGGCAUGAGAAAUAUUCAUUGGUGUGUGAUAGAAAUUUUCGCGGUACUUCGGACAAUUUAUCCAAUUUCAUGGAAAAAAUUAUUAUUAUCAUUCAAAGAGAUUUAUACGGUACAUUCGAAGUUGCGUUUAAUUCAGAUUAUAAUUAAAACUGCACAGAAUCUGUGGUCAGAGCUUACUGAUCAGUAAACAUUUACAGCGAUCGUGGGAAAAAGUAGCUAUCAAAUUAUACUAGGGUCACGGAUCAAAAGAGCUUAUUAAA
Molecule: messenger RNA, 5173 nt
Organism: Nomia melanderi (Alkali bee)
Lineage: Eukaryota; Metazoa; Arthropoda; Insecta; Hymenoptera; Halictidae
Gene: Pcl
Product: polycomb protein Pcl
Biological process (GO): negative regulation of gene expression, epigenetic
Cellular component (GO): nucleus
Molecular function (GO): DNA binding; chromatin binding
Source: RefSeq, a predicted model, not a curated record